CUAAAAUCCCUAAUUUCCCCCUUGAAACCCCCAACUUUACAAACACACCGUCCUCUAAAACUUUUAACUCCAUGCCCAUUGCUAUUUUUGCUUCUUCCCUAUAUAUAUUUUUUUCUGAUGAGACUCUUAAUCUUUACAUACAACAGGAACUUUGUGAUACUAGGAGGAGAGGAGGGGUUCCAAAUGCUCGUUGAUGCCUUGGUUUGGGAUUCAGAUGCCUUACGUUGUUGCAUAUUGCAUCAUGUUCCUUCAACUGGCCAUGCUUGUCUUUGGGAAUCAUGGAUCACUUAAUCUCCUGGGAAUGUUAAAAUCAGAAGCAGAAAAGGUAUUCAACCAGGACAUGUUUUUCAAGAAGACUUUCAAAUAUGUUGGAGAGCCAAUGACCCACUUGGAAUCCAUUGCUUCCUCUGCGCUGAAGAAAAGCCUGUCUUCUGUUCAAAUAAAUGGAGGUGAAACUUUAAAUGUGCAGCACAAUAAGAGCUCUGCUUCUGUUCAAAUAAAUGGAGGUGAAACUAUAAAUGUUGGAGUGGAGGUAGCUAAUUCGGAAGUAGAAUACAUUGAAUCUGAGAACUUGAGUGAUCUAGAAGAUGUUGAUACAUGUCUUAAGAAGCUCUUACCUGGACUUGACUUUAAAGAUUGGAUUCUGGUUGUUGAAACACUCAAUAAUGUUCGUCGAUUAUCAGUAUUCCAUAAGGAAAGAAUGCAUAGUAUGCUGGGUGAUUUGAUCCCUCUUGUAGUUAAGUCCUUGAAGAACCCUAGGUAUGCAUCCUUAUAAUUGGUGUGAAGUCUUUGUAUAACCUCAUUUUCUCUUCGUUGGCUGGUCAUGAUGCCUUAUGAGGUGUGCGAAUUUUUUUUUCAAGUUAUUCGAACUCGAUCACAGUUGUUGUUAAUAAAAGAAGUUGGAACUAGUUUAUCCAUCUACUAGCACGUUUAAAGAAUUAGAGCUAUUGCAUGUCUUGUUCCUAUUGGACUCUGCAUCUGGAACCCACGUGAGAGCUACAAAAUGAUAAAAGUGUUGAUGGUGGAUUUGACAACAAUGAACUAGAAUAUGAAGAAACUCACAAAAUAGUCAUUUUGCCUAGCUGCUUGAAAUUUUCCUUUUCCAUCUGUGGAGUUGCCUGAGAAGGUAAGGUUGGCAGUUGAUGCUAUUUUAAUGGCUGAGGGUGCUGAACGGAAAGAGCAUAUGGGUAUUAAGGGUUUAACGAAGCUUCUAGCAGACAAUGCGCCAAAGGCCAUUAAGGAACAAAAAUUAGAGAGCUAUUUCGGCCGCAAGAUUGCCAUGUAGUUACUCAAAGAAGGCAGAUGCUACUGAGGAUUUGCAAGAAGCCAUGGAGGUACCUUUCGGAAUUCUGUUGCUGGACCUAAUACGUGGAGGCCUCGGACAAUCACGGUUGCGAAAGAUUAUUUCGGUUUUAUUUUCUGAUUUAUAUCUUAAUUAUGGGUGUUGAAUGGUAAUGGUAGCAAAUCAAUUAUGGGUGUUGAAUUACUUUUGAUCAUUAUCUCCAACUAAGGAUUAGGCCUGUUUUGCUUUCAUUCUUUUAUUUUUGUUCUUUAAUCAAUCUCUUUAGUAGUCCUUUCAAUGAGGGUUUUUUUUCCCUGAAACAACAUCGAUGGGAAAAAUAAAUUGCAUUAAUAUAGUUGAUACAUGUAUUUAUCAUUUCCCACACUUUAAUGGGCGACUUAGACUUGCUUUUAAUUAACUUAUUUUCAGCAAAA
This is a messenger RNA of Gossypium raimondii (Peruvian cotton), 1716 nucleotides long. RefSeq lists its product as uncharacterized. The transcript has 12 exons. Gene Ontology annotation, molecular function: microtubule binding. Gene Ontology annotation, biological process: microtubule cytoskeleton organization. Lineage: Eukaryota; Viridiplantae; Streptophyta; Magnoliopsida; Malvales; Malvaceae. The coding region runs from base 194 to 775 and encodes 193 amino acids. Gene Ontology annotation, cellular component: cytoplasmic microtubule. The record is from RefSeq and is a predicted model, not a curated record.